CAUACCCUCUAUAAAAACACCACCAACUACGCUAAUCAUACUUUCAUUCUUAAUUUGGGGGCUUUCACUUUGCUCAACUGACGCAGUCGCAGAUAACUCACCAGGGUCCCGUCUCCCAGAUAACGUGCUAGAUGAUUCAAGCCCUUUCCAGUCCCAUCCCUGUAAUUUACCUGAUGGAAUGUGGUUCUUGGUCCACUCGAAUGAGAAAAAAGGGUUUACUGAUGAUGGGUUCUGGAAAGCCAAAGGAGAACCUUGUAAGGUUUACUCAAACAAUGGGAUAGAUGGUUGGAGAACCACUUUUGAAUAUUUUGAAGGCUUAGCUCCCGAUGAACAGUUAACUAAUUGGCUUAUGCAAGAGUACAAGAUUUCACCUGAUGAAUUAAGUGACAAAUGUAGUCCAAAGGCUUCCAGAUCGCUAUGCAGAGUCUUCCUCUGUGGUGACGACAUUUCCAGGAGCAAGAUGAUAUCCCAAAACUGCAAAAACAUCAUUGAGUCAAAGAAUCACAACCCAGUGAAGUCAAUCAAACCUACAGCUAAUGUAACAUCUGACCAGGACACGGAGCAUGAACCUCAGGCGAAUAGAGAAAGUGAUGUCAGAACACUUGCUAUGGCAUCUGAUGAGAAACCAAGCUCUCCUCCAGAAGACUUUUCCGAAGGAGAAUGCUUCUCUAGAGGCGACUUCUUGGAAUUGGAUGAUUUACAAGAUCCUGGAUCACAUUCUUCGAGCUCACAGAACUCGAGCUGUCCAAGCAAGUUAUCAGAAGAAUAUUUUGGUUCUGAUCAUUUUGGUUCUUCUGAUCUUGUGCGGGAUCUCGAGGAAGAAGUGGAGAAGAGUUGCAGAGAGGAGCAAUUUUCACGUUCAUGUCACAGAUUUAGCGCACAAAUUGUGCAAAAUGAUGUGGUCUUGCAGCCUGCACUUCCCGGUUCUUCUGUAGUGUACGAUUCUGUAAGAGGCGAUGUUGCUGAGACCCCAAGCACCAGUCCAGGCGCAGACGAAACUUCAAAAGAUAAAAAAGUGCAGUCGAAAGCUGAAGGAGCUUCGACAUCGAAUGGUGCAGCAAGAGAAGAGAAGAAGAGUGGCGGUUCAAGCAGAAUUAACAAGAUCAAGACCUAUUUCUGUUUUGCAGCAUUCUAAAUCCCAACAUUCUUAGGGAAAACAAGGUAAAAAACUGGAAGAAAAUGAGGUUAUCAUUCGAUAUGCUAAAUUCAGUAUAUGAGGGGAGAGAGAAAAGAAAGAAAAAAAAAAAAAACUAAGCCUAUGAGGACAGGGGACUAGAAAACUGAAAACCUUGUUAUGUAGUAAUAUCUGAUUGAAGCUGUGAUUUGUAGUGUUUGUGAUAGUGUAAAAUAUGUACCUAAUUUGAAUAAUUGUUAUGACUGUAGUACCACAUACAUAUGGUGUUUCUUGAUUACUA
Messenger RNA from Salvia hispanica, 1415 nucleotides. The record is from RefSeq and is a predicted model, not a curated record. NCBI's taxonomy places the organism in Eukaryota, Viridiplantae, Streptophyta, Magnoliopsida, Lamiales, Lamiaceae.